AUAUUUAAAAUAUAUUAAACCCCCUCUUUUUAUAAUUAUCCAGUAUACACACAUCAUAAAUUCAUAACAACCAAAUUUCUGUCCAAAAACACACAUUCACACACACAUAUUCACCACCUGCUCUCUCUCUCUCUCCCUCUCCCUCUCUCUCUCGCUCAAGAUGCAUUCUCAUCACUUGCUUCUCGAGGAGCCUAUACGCAUGGCCUCCAUUCUCGAGCCUUCGAAGCCUAACUUUUUUCCUGCUAUGUCGAAGAUCGUCGGAACACUCGGCCCUAACUCUCGAUCGGUCGAUGUUAUUUCUGGUUGCUUAAAUGCUGGAAUGUCAGUUGCACGGUUUGAUUUUUCAUGGGGUGACACUGAGUUUCACCAGGAAACAUUAGAAAACCUGAAGGUGGCAAUCAAAAGUACAAAGAAGCUGUGUGCUGUUAUGCUAGACACUGUUGGUCCGGAACUGCAAGUUGUCAAUAAAACAGAGCAUCCGAUAUCCCUUCAGGCGGAUUCAUUAGUGGUACUCACACCUGACGAGGACAAAGAUGCUACUCCAAGUCUGUUGCCAAUAAAUUUUCAUGGGUUAUCAAAGGCAGUAAAACCGGGUGAUACUAUUUUCAUUGGCCAAUACUUGUUCACAGGAAGUGAAACGACCUCUGUAUGGCUAGAGGUUACGGAGGUGAAAGGCGAGGAUGUGGUUUGUUUAAUUAAGAAUUCAGCCACUUUGGCUGGGUCAUUGUACACUUUACAUGUCUCGCAGAUCCGAAUUGAUCUUCCCACUCUCACCGAUAAAGACAAGGAGGUUAUAAGCACAUGGGGUGUUCGAAACAAUAUAGACUUCCUUUCACUGUCAUAUACCAGACAUGCAGAAGAUGUCCGCCACGCUCGUGAAUAUCUUUCUAAGCUGGGUGACCUCAGUCAAACCCAAAUUUUCGCCAAAAUUGAAAAUGUAGAGGGCUUAAACCAUUUUGAUGAAAUUCUGCAAGAAGCAGACGGCAUCAUCCUAUCACGAGGAAAUCUCGGAAUAGAUCUCCCACCAGAGAAGGUAUUUUUGUUCCAGAAGGCCGCUGUUUACAAGUGUAACAUGGCUGGAAAGCCUGCAGUGGUUACUCGUGUGGUUGAUAGUAUGACAGACAACUUAAGGCCCACUCGUGCUGAAGCCACUGAUGUCGCGAAUGCUAUAUUAGAUGGUAGUGAUGCAAUUCUUCUUGGAGCUGAGACCUUGCGGGGUUUAUAUCCUGUAGAAACUAUUUCAAUUGUUGGGAAGAUAUGUGCCGAGGCGGAAAAGGUUUACAAUCAAGAUCUGUAUUUUAAGAAGACUGUCAAAUAUGUUGGAGAACCUAUGACACAUCUGGAAUCUAUCGCUUCCUCUGCGGUCCGUGCUGCCAUUAAGGUGAAGGCAUCAGUUAUCAUAUGCUUCACUUCGUCAGGACGAGCCGCAAGAUUGAUUGCGAAGUAUAGGCCUACGAUGCCUGUCAUAUCUGUGGUUGUUCCCCGAUUGAAGACAAAUCAACUUCGCUGGACCUUUACUGGUGCUUUUGAGGCAAGACAAUCACUUAUAGUCAGAGGCCUCUUCCCCCUUCUUGCUGAUCCUCGACAUCCUGCUGAGUCAACAGGUGCUACUAAUGAGUCCAUUUUAAAGGUUGCUUUGGAUCAUGGGAAGGCCUUUGGUAUCGUAAAGCCACAUGACCGAGUUGUCGUCUGUCAAAAAGUUGGGGAUGAUGCGGUUGUGAAGAUCAUUGAACUUGAAGAUUAAGACCAAGAGUCCAAGACACUAUUCUUGUGCUCUGUUAAUAAUCUCAGAAGACAUACCACUUGUGUUAUGUUAAUAAUCUCAUAAAUUACCACUUGUGUUCUGAACAACAAGUCUAAUAUGAAGCUUGGGGUAGGUGUAUGAACAUCUGCGGGAAGGGUAGCCAUAGGUAUUUGCUCUUUUGUAUUCAAAGAACCACGUGUUUUGGUUAUGAACUCAGAUACUAACCGAAAUAAACUCUUCUGAAUUGAUGCCAAGUCUCCCUGUCGCUAUUUUAAUCGAA
This is a messenger RNA of Daucus carota subsp. sativus, 2024 nucleotides long. Its product is annotated as pyruvate kinase 1, cytosolic. Gene Ontology annotation, biological process: glycolytic process. Gene Ontology annotation, cellular component: cytoplasm. The transcript is spliced from 16 exons. The record is from RefSeq and is a predicted model, not a curated record. Lineage: Eukaryota; Viridiplantae; Streptophyta; Magnoliopsida; Apiales; Apiaceae. The coding region runs from base 161 to 1744 and encodes 527 amino acids. Gene Ontology annotation, molecular function: potassium ion binding; pyruvate kinase activity; magnesium ion binding.